UUCUGUGCAUUACCACCAGAUGGACCAUAUCCAUUAUUUUUAUUCGAAGAAUAUCCUAAAUUUAUUAUUGAAAAUAAAGAAAAAAUGACUGAGUUGAUUAAUUUAAGAGAAGAAGAAAUAACUUUACGUAAAAAACGACAAGAAGUGUUGGAGAAUAUUGAGAAAAAAAGAUUAGAAGAUGAAAAGGACAAUUUUAUCAAAGAAGUUCAAAACCAGAGACUUCGAGAAUUACAACGAUGUUAUAAUGAGCAGCUUCGAGUAUCUGAAGCCUCAGUUGCUAGUGAACGUCAAAAACUCUAUCGACAAUUGCCACUGAGCGAAAGUAUAAAUCUCACAGAAAUUAAUUCUGCGAGUGAUGAAUUUAAUUCACGAUCAAGAGUUAACUCUUACAAUAAACUACGAAAUGAUGUGGAGGCACUUGAAGAAGAAGUUGGAGAAUUUUUAAAAACUAUUAAGUGUAAAAGAUAGAGACAUUAUAUAAUAUUUUAUUUAAUCUAACGGUAAAUAAAUUAAAUAUGUUUUUUUGUUUUUAAUCAAACAGUUAAUCAUGUAAAUUAUUUUUUUAAGUAAUGAUUUUGUUGACUGAUUUAUUUGAAAUUUUUAUAAAAAAAAAGUAAUGAGAUAUUAAUUUUUAAUUUAUUUAAAAUUGAGAUAUAAAUUGUAGAAAAAGACAAUUGGUUAUAAAAACAUUUACAUUGGAAUGUAAAUUUAUAAAAUUUAUCACGAGAU
Molecule: messenger RNA, 729 nt
Organism: Microplitis demolitor
Lineage: Eukaryota; Metazoa; Arthropoda; Insecta; Hymenoptera; Braconidae
Exons: 2
Coding region: 85-468 (127 amino acids)
Source: RefSeq, a predicted model, not a curated record